Gasterosteus aculeatus aculeatus (three-spined stickleback) is the source of this 621-nucleotide messenger RNA. The record is from RefSeq and is a predicted model, not a curated record. NCBI's taxonomy places the organism in Eukaryota, Metazoa, Chordata, Actinopteri, Perciformes, Gasterosteidae.
ACUCAUCCGACUCAGACGGCCUUCCUCUCCAGCGUUGACCUUCACACUCACUGCUCUUAUCAGCUGAUGCUCCCUGAGGCCAUCGCCAUCGUGUGUGCUCCUAAACACAACGAUGCUGGUGUGUUCAGGUUAACCGGUUCCGGAAUGUCGGAGGUUUCUGUCUGCAGACUGAAAGGUUUCCAUCCUCACUCCAAGGAGCCUCCUCUCUUCAGUGUGAGAAGCCUCUUCUGUGUGCAAACACGUGGUUUUGAAGGACUCAAAGAUCAGCCUGCUGGACCUCAGGUGACAGACAGGAGGCGCCAUGAUGAGGAAACUGAACGGUGUAUGUGUCAGUUUGUUUUACUGUUUUUAUAAACUGACUUGUUUUUGCUAAUAAAACAUUGCUUGCUGCUGAGUUUUCAGACCAUAUAUAUGAUUUUAUUAAAGUCUUUUUUUGUCUCUUAAAACUUCCUGAUUUCCUUCAGAUGAAAGAAGUGGUGGAUGAAGUUUAGUGAUGAAUAUAGUUGUGAGGGUUGAAGGAUAGAGAUGGAGGAGAUCUUUGAAGAAGUUGUCGUAGUAGUUGACGUGUCCGAAGAACACUUUGUAUUUGAGUAAAUAAAAAGAACCAAUCUGAAAGUAAAA